GAUGUCUUCAGCGAACUUUGUGAGUACGAUGAAACAACGGCCGGGCGGCGAGGCACCGAGAAGAGGUCGCCAGUUUACGUGCAGCUCUGGGAGUGGAACUUUGACGAUAUCGCAAAGGAGUGUGUCAACUACCUUGGCCCCAACGGGAUCGAUGCCGUGCAGGUCUCACCGGUCACCGAGCACAUCCUGGGGUCGGAGUGGUACACCAAGUAUCAGCCCAUUGGCUUUGGCCUCCACUCCCGGUCCGGCAGCGAGGCACAGUUCGCGCAGAUGAUUGCGAAAUGCCGUGGUGCUGGCGUCCAGGUCAUCGUGGAUGUGAUCUUGAAUCACAUUGCCGCCCCUUGCCAGGCUGCCAUCGAGGGCUGGGCCGGGUCGGCCUAUGGCAACCGGCGGAUCAACUCCCAGGAUGGCUGGAAGGGCCCGGAACUAUUCCACAACCGCCAGGAAAUCGAUGGCAACCGCCUUGGCAACUGCCCCGUGGAGGAGCCCAGCUUCACGUGCCCUCAGAGCGAGCCGCCUGGUGACUGCACGAGAUGUGACUUCAAGGGCCUCCCCGACUGGAACACUGGCCUGCAGCCCACGCGCGACAUCCUGACGAAGCAUCUCACUGAGUUGCAUGAUCUUGGCGUGACGAUGCUACGUCUUGAUGCUGCAAGUUAUGUCUCUGUGGAGGAUCUGGCAGUGAUAAUCAAUCAGUUGCCCUGGGACCUGGUGUACCAAGAGUGGUGGGGCGGCGUUCCGCUCGAAGAGAGGACAGUGGCAGUGGGCCACUACCGAGAUCAGAAAUACGGACUGAAGAUUACCAAUGCCUUGGGCGUGGGUGACGUCAAAUACAUGCCGGAGCUCCUGAACAUCAGCCACGGCAUCGAUGGCAUCUCGCCGGAACGUGCUGUCUACCCGCUGACGUUUCACGACCAGAGGACUUUGCAGGCUGAUCGCUUCAUUCCCACAUUCAAAAAUGGACUGGAGUUCCAUCAGCAGCAAAAGUUCCUGCUGGCCUGGCCAUCAGCGGUUGCUGUGCGCCUUUUUGGUGGCUUCACCUUCACCAACAUGGACGCUGGACCUCCCGGAAACUGUGGAAACGGACAGUGCCAGCCGUUCCCGGUGUAUAUGUUCAACGAUGCAGAGCCUCGCUGUAUGCCCACUCCGACGGAAUCCCCCUUGGCAACUUCGUACGAGGGCUGGGUGUGCGAGCACCGCUGGGAGGGCAUUGCUGGCCUCGUGGCUUUCCGGAAGGCGUGUCGUGGGCAACCCAUCACGCAGACAUGGUCGGAGUCGACCGUUCCAUCUGUAGGUCUAGGACAUUUUGCCUUCCGCGCCGGUGGCGACUGCUUCGCUGCCCUUGUGCGGGGGGACAAUACGCGGUGGCCCAACUACUGGGGCGACCUGGGACCAUGGCGGCUUGCAGGCCUUGCCCCAGGCCUUCCCCCUGGCCGCUACUGUGACAUGGCCUCUCUGACGACCCUGCGCUGUUGGGAUCGACGGAGCUGCCCCAGGGAGGUCGUAAUUGGUUCGGAUGGCUCGGUGGUUACGGGCACGGUCCCCAAUGGGGAUCUCAUGGCGAUCUACGCGGGAGGGCGCCUGGACGACACCACCGAGCCUUUCGUGUGCAACCCGGAGGAUGUGGACGAGAACGAACUGUCGAAGGCAACGGCUCACAUGAUUGGGCAAGCAGCAGUUUUCUUGCUCCUUGUGAGCUGA
Molecule: messenger RNA, 1701 nt
Organism: Symbiodinium necroappetens
Lineage: Eukaryota; Dinophyceae; Suessiales; Symbiodiniaceae
Source: the annotation of a GenBank genome assembly